Molecule: messenger RNA, 2025 nt
Organism: Ananas comosus (pineapple)
Lineage: Eukaryota; Viridiplantae; Streptophyta; Magnoliopsida; Poales; Bromeliaceae
Product: probable LRR receptor-like serine/threonine-protein kinase At1g34110
Exons: 1
Coding region: 1-1887 (628 amino acids)
Molecular function (GO): protein binding
Source: RefSeq, a predicted model, not a curated record
AUGGGGAACAAUUUCAUUCCCUGCAUCUUCUCCAUCCAAUUCAACCUCCUCUCCCUCUUCUGCUUCUGCUUUUCGCUGCAAUGUAGUGCGUCGUGCCACCCCGCGGACCGCGCGGCACUUCUCGCAUUCAAAGCCGCCAUAACCGCCGACCCCCGGGGCCUCCUCCGCACCUGGGACCCGUCCGCAGCUGAUGCCGCUGCCGAAUGCUGCGCUGGAUGGUACGGUGUCUCCUGCGACCCAGCAGGCGCUGGCGGCCGUGUCUCCAACCUCACCCUAUCAGGCGUCGCGCUCGACUACGGCGUCGCGACCCUUGCCGGCACCCUCCCCCCGGCCCUCGGCAACCUCACCGGCCUCCGAAUUCUCGGCCUCACCAACCUCAUCAAACUCACCGGACCGCUCCCGCCGUCCCUCGGCCGCCUCUCCUUAUUGACUGAUCUCUACCUCUUCGGCAACGGCCUCACCGGCCCGAUCCCCUCGUCCUUCUCCGGCCUCCGCCGCCUUGAAUUCCUCCUCCUGAACGACAACCGCCUCUCCGGCGCGAUUCCACCUUCCAUUUUUGCCUCGCCCGCCUUCACGUUCCUCACCCUCUACGAAAAUCAAUUCACCGGUGCGAUCCCGCGGUCCAUCGGAAAACUCUCGGCCCUCGAAAGACUCGACCUCCGGAGCAACGACCUCUCCGGCGAAAUUCCGAUGGAGAUCGGAAAUCUCCGGAACCUCACCUACCUCGACCUCUCAAAGAACCGAAUCUCCGGCAGCAUACCGAAGUCCAUCGGCAACCUCAUCAAACUCGCCAUUCUCGAUCUCUCCGAGAACCGCCUCGCCGGCGCCAUCCCACAUUCCUUCACCAAGAUGGUGUCCCUCCAAUUCUGCCGGCUCUCGAGCAACCGCCUCUCCGGAAUCCUCCCGCCGUCAAUUGGCGAUCUCCGGAGCAUGCAGCGGUGGUUUCUAUCAGGCAAUGAGCUCACCGGAAAGAUACCGGAGUCGAUUCGGAGCCUCUCCUCGCUCAACACCCUCUUCUUCAGCAACAACAGGUUCACCGGAAAAAUCCCCGCCGGCAUCAGCAAUUUAGCUCGGUUACAAAUUCUGGACCUCUCGAGGAACAACCUCACCGGCCCGAUCCCCGAUGAGAUCGCCGGCCUCCCGAGUCUCCAAUUGCUCGACCUCUCCUUCAAUCCAAUCAAUCAACCCACUUUGCCGAGCUGGCUCGGCAAAAUGCCGGGCCUGUUCAAGCUACACCUCGCUGGGAUCGGCGUUUCCUGCCCGAUGCCCGAAUGGCUCGCCGCGAUGCCCUCACUCGGCGUCCUCGACCUCUCGAGCAACAAAUUGUCCGGCGAGUUACCGCCGUGGGUCGGAAACAUGACAGGGCUCGCCACCCUCAACCUCUCGCACAACGAGCUCCGGUCCGCAAUCCCCGAGAGCUUCAAGAACCUCGCAAGGCUCAUGGAGCUCGACCUGUCGGACAACAAGCUCUACGGCCCGAUCCGGCCAGUGCUCGUGAAGGCCACGAGUGACGCAUUGGGGCACUACACGACGCUGGAUUUAUCGAGGAACAGGUUUACGGGAGGGGUGGACAAGGACGUCGGGGAAUUGGCGGCGAUGGGGUCGGCGGAGAGGUUCGCGGUGUCAGGAAACCCGGAACUGGGGGGGCGGAUACCAGGGACGAUGGCGAAGAUGGCGUCGUUGACGGAGUUGAGGAUGGCAGGGGACGGGCUCGAAGGGGGGAUACCGGAGGGGCUGCUCGACAUGCCAAGGCUGCAGGUGUUCGAUGUGUCGGACAACCGGCUGACAGGACCGAUACCACCGCACAAGGCGCGGCUGCCAGCCGGGGGGUUUAGAGGGAAUGCCGGGCUCUGCGGCGACCCGCUGCCACCGUGCAAGGAGGGGUGAAGAGGACGACGGUGGUGGUGGUGGUUUUUGGCGGGCGUGAGUUUGAGAUUUAAAUUCUGACAGACUGACAGAGGUUGGGAAGUCUGGAAUCUCGUAAAAAAUAUACCCCAAUCAGCAAGGACUUUGGAACAAAAUUCU